CGUGUGUACCCACCGCAACAUACACGCACUGCAAGCGGCGGAACAGCGCCCUGUACCGGCUGGACAGUCCGUCUGCUUGAGGUGUGCUGGCCAACGACAAGCGGAGGAAUGAGCACUCAGGAGGGUCCUAGUGAUGAGCCAGAUCAGGGGGAGUCUGGGAGCGUGCAGGAGACCCCCGAUUCUGAGCCAGUGGAGACGGCCACCCAGGGGUCCCCCACUGCGGCAGAGAAGGCGGAGGCGGAGGCGGGGUCGGCCACACCCAGCAACGGACAAGCGGGGGACAGCAGCCUCCCUGCAGAGAUCUGUGUGGUCAUCGGAGGGUCCCGCAACACUCAAACUCUGGGCUCCUAUGUCUGUGGCAUAUGCGGGAAGAAAUACAAGUACUACAACUGCUACCAGACCCACGUUCGAGCUCACAGCGAGACCGAGGGUAGCGCCAGAGAGGGUGUGACACCAAGCCUCAACAGCAGUUUCCGCUAUGCCUGUGAUAUUUGCGGAAAGAAGUACAAGUACUACAGCUGCUUUCAAGAGCAUCGGGAUCUGCACGCUGUCGAUGACCCCUAUGACCAGGUCGUCAUACCGGUGGAUGACCAGAAAGAUGAAGAGCAGGUGGAGCCCUUCCAGAAAGUGGGACCGAAAACUGGGAGCUAUGUGUGUGAGUACUGUGGGAAACAGUACAAAUACUUCAACCCCUACCAGGAGCACGUGGCCCUUCACACCCCCAUAAAUCGUUCACUCCGUGACCUGCAGUCCCCUCGUUCCCAACAACGUAGCGGCGAUGUCAGCAAACAUGUGAAAACAGGGCACCCCAAAUCAGGACCCAACCAAACAGAGAGUGCUUUCUGUCGGAAGAUGGAGGGGAAAAUUCAGACUUCUGUGGGAGAGACUAACAGCUCACAGAACUCUGGCGGGACUAAAAAAGCCAUGGUGCCUGCUUCAUUUCCUGUGGUGCCGAAACCCUACACCUGUGGUGCCUGUGGGAUCCAGUUUCAGUUCUACAACAACCUGCUGGAGCACAUGCAGUCGCACGCAGCUGACAACGAAAACCACAUCAACGUUGAUCCCCCCAGAAUAUCCCCCGCCCCCCCGGCUCCUGCCCCCACCCCCACUUCCGCUCCUGCCCCUACCCCAUCCCCCGCUCCCACCCCCCCUGCCCCUACCCUCCCUGCCCAGAGGAAUCAUGCUACUAACCGUGACAGCAUCCUCCCAGAGAAGGACCGGCAGCAGGUAGCGGAGCGGUUGCUCAGGGUGAUGUGCGCCGACCUGGGUGUGCUGAACGUCCUGAGCGGCAAGGACUUCCUGAAGCUGGCCCAGACGCUGGUGGACACCGGGGCGCGGCACGGGGCCUACUCCCUGCGCGACGCCCUGGGGGACAUGAGCUCGCUGGCCCUCCGGCAGCUGCCCCGCAUGUACAACCAGGUGAAGGUGAAGGUGACGUGCGCCCUGGGCUCCGGCUCCUCGCUGGGCAUCGCCGUCACCUGCCACUCCCACGCGGUGGGGCCGGACGCCUGCUACGUGCUGACGGCCUACCAGGCGGAGGGCUCGCAGGUCCGGCGCUACGUCCUGGGGGUGAAGGAGGCCGACCUGCGGGAGGCGGGCGACAGCGUCCACCAGUGGGUGCAGAACGUCCUGUCCGAGUUCGUCAUGUCGGAGAUCCGCACCAUCUACGUGACGGAGCCGCGGGUGUCGGGCGUGCCCUUCUGCGGCCGGGCGGGGGCCUGCCUGCGGUGCGCCGGCUGCUCGCUGGCCGCCGUGGUGCAGGCCGUGCUGGGGAAGCGCAGCCUGCAGGCCCGGGGGCUCCAGGAGCUGGGCGAGCUGAUGGCCACGUGCCGGGACGUGGCGGCGGUGGCCGGGCUGACGCGGGAGGCGGCGGGCGGGGAGGGGAUCCCCGAGGCGCCCCCGCCCUGCUGGGACGAGGGCGCCGAGACGCUGCUGCUGGUGCACGAGCAGCUGGAGCAGCUGUGCGAGGCGUUCGGGCGGGGCAAGCGGGCGGCACCCAUCCUGCAGGGGCUCAACAAGCCGCUGCUGGGCACCCUGGCCUCUCUGCUGGCCCCCCUGCGCCAGGCCGUCCUGGAGCUGAGCAGCGAACGCCGGCCCACCCUCCCGCUGGUGCUGCCGGCCUACCUGCGGCUCGAGAAGCUCUACACCUCCAAGGCCGGGGAGUCGGGCACCGGGGGCCGGGUCUGCCACUACUUCCUGGAGGCGCUGAAGGAGAACCUGAGGGUGGAGCGCCCCCACCAGGUGGCCAUGGUGCUGGACCCCCAGCUGAAGCUGCGGCCCGUGCCCACCCACCAGCACGACGAGAUCAUGGCCAAGGUGUGCGAGGCGGCGGGCGAGAUGAGGGAGGCGGGCGGGGCGGCGGCCGUCACCGGGGACGACGGAGGCGGGGGCGGGGCCGGCGAGGGCCCCGCGGGGAAGAAGAGGCCGCGGCUGGAGGGCGGGGCCGCGCGGGCGGACGAGCCCAAGGUGAGGAAGGAGCUGUUCCAGUACCUGGCCGAGCCCACGUUCCACGCGGCGCCCGACCUCCUGCAGUACUGGAGCUCCGCGGCGGAGAAGUUCCCCAGGCUCGCCCGCCUGGCGCUGUGGCUCCUGGCCGUGCCCGCCGUGGGCACGCGCAGCGACUGCGCCGCCGUCUGCCAGCAGACCCUCGCCAUGAAGAACAGGCGACAGGUCAGGCCGGAGGAGGCCAACAAACUCAUAUUCCUCAAAUCGAACAUGGCCUGAGCAGAGAGCGCGCGACAAACCUCCCGAACCGAACGCUGCCCCUUCGACAGCCCGCGAGCGGGCGUGCGGAGUGCCGACACGCGGACGCGGCCCUCAUCGCCAGAACGUCUUUCCGUUCGUUUUCUCCCGCUUAGGAAACACUUGAACCGUCUUUUAUCGUAGGCCGUGCUGUCGGAAGCAGAGGCUGCUGUCUCUCUGGCUUGUCAGCUGUCUUCACACCAGAGGGGAGCUUGAAUGUUACGUACGAACACACGCACCUUAAAGUUUUUUUACCUCGACCUUUUCUUUCCCCUCUGUGUCCGUCAUUGUUGGAAAUUCAAUUUGUGGAUCGAGUGGAGGUUCGCUCUCUGCUGUGGCCAGCAUUCGACUCAGUCAGUUCCACUACUGUUUUGACUGUAUUAUUUACCCCCGCAGAAUGACUACAGUUCCCAGACUGCCUUUUGGUCACGCUCACUGUCAGUUCUGUGGUUUGCAAGUGUGCUGGCCGGUGGUUCAGAAGCUGGUUCGCGACCCUGUUGGUUUUGACUCAGCGAAGCAUUAUUCUCAUGGUUUGCUUUUGUUAUUGUAACCACAGUUAUGUUAUCCUUUCCACAACCACACAAACCAGUUGUCGCACUCUUUUUCAUUUAUGUAUUAUUUUAUUUCGGGGGAAGAAGAAGCCUUUUUCUGACCUUUUGUCUUCCUUGAUAACCUUGAUGAUUUAAAACUAAACUGUAUUACACAACCGACAACCAUCAUUGGGGUGCAGAGUUUCUUUACACUCAGUAAUAUGCCAAAGAAAAACACAUGGCUGCUCAAACUCAUAUUUAGGAAAUGCAGGAUUCUGUUUAUGAGACGGGACUCCAGUUUCUGCCUCAUUUAGCGCAACGUAUCUGUGUCUGUGGUGUUGGCUUCGCCAACCAGCAUCGCGGCUCCUCUGUUUCCCAAACACUCUGCCCUCUCUGCUCGACAGCCGUCGACUGAACAGCUCGCUGGCGGGGAAUAAUUUUAAUAGCUUGCACGAAGAACAAGACAUGAGAGUUGUAACACGUCUGUGUGACACACUUCAUACUAAUACAAACUGCAGAGUUCUUAUCGGCUUCAAAGUAGCUAAUAGUAGAGAGGUGCAUGCUGGGAUAGGUACGGGGGGGACAGCAGGGAAGCCAGCGGGAUGCGAUUGGAGGCGUUCAGGGUUUGAGCUGCCUGGAUUGUGUUUGGCAGAAGGACUUUGGCUUUUAGGACGUCUGCGCGAUGCGCUUGUUUUGCGGAAGGAGUGCGGGUUUCCUCCUCACCCUGCGCAGCACGCCGUUGAUUUAGGGUUUCGCCGUCUUUCUCGGGACAGAAGCGUGUAGGCAGUGCCAUCUCGCUGCUCGAUAGGACGUGUCUGAAUACGCUAAACUAUCUGCGCUGAGAGGACACGAUAACGUAUUGUUAUGUAACAGAUUUCAUAUUAGAUAAUAUGAAUUAGCUGCUGAUAAUUGUUGUGUGCAGACAUUUCUAGCAACGUCUUGUUUUGAUGAGUAUGAUUACGAUUAUUAAUAUUGUCCCUAUCCAUAAAAAGUAAACGAUAGUCAUAAUAUUGUCAUAGUAUGGUAACUACAGGUUAAUGCCAUUCAUAUGGGGCAAUAUUAAGUUACUAGAAAUAAUAAAGGGAUUUUUAUGGCCAAAUAUGAUUUCAUCAUGGACUGUUAAGUACUAUUGUUGGACUGAAUGGUUUGUAUAUACACUACACUAUUCAUGGCCUAGUGUUUGUGUCAUGGUUAUUUACUCAAAUCUAAACCAUUAAAUUUUAUUGUGUAAAGCUCAGGAGAUCCCUCUUCUAAAGCCACGUGAAUGGUAGUAGGUGUCUUCCUCAACUUGUCUUUGGAAAUUUGACACUAAAGGGAUUUUAAAGGUGACGUCGCAUUAUUGUGCAAGUAACUACAUGCAGUCAGCUUUCUGGGGUGCGUUUGUAAAUCAAAAAACUAGAAAAUAGACGAGCUCUCAAAUUGUUAGUGCUUGUAUUGCCUGUUAAACACUCUUAAGAUGAGUUACGAGUUAUGCAUGCAGUUUGUAACAAGACAUUGACAAUAAAAGAUGAGAAUUUAAAGUACGCUGAUCUAUACAUACGUAAACAGUAGCUACAUAUUUUUAAACUUGGGAUAUCCUCUUGAAUAACUGUAUUUAAAUGUAGGGUUGUGGUGUGGGUGGGGGUGUAGUGUACAUAAGAAAAAUCAACUGCUGUUGUAAUCCAGAGCUACUGAUUCCCUAGUCUGAUAACACCGUACCUCUUUUUUAAAGCAACAGACAUUCACAGCCUUUUUAUAAACACACAUGGUAGGCUUGUGCAAUGCAUUCCCUUUAAAGGUGUCACAUUGGGCCAGUUUGGUUACUGUAUGUUGCUUUUUAAGAGCCGGAGGGAAGAAUAUUUUAUAAAGGGGUAAGCACGUUUGUCUGAAGGUUUUUUGGCAUUCUGUAUUCAAAGUUUCUGGCCCUUCAGAGUGGAAUGCAUUGUGCCGUUAUGGAACAACUUAGAUCAUAUUUAGAUUUUAGCAUAUUUAAAGUUUUUAUCUCAAGGUUUAAUUUCUAAAAAGAUAUGGCUUACUUAGAAAAAUGUGAGUGAAAUAUAUAUAUAUAUUUGUUUUGUCUGUUUUCUGGGACAAAGGAAGGCUCAUUUGCAAAUGUUUUGAAUCAAAAUAUGAAUAUUCUGUUGCCAUGUCAAUAUAUAGUCUACCAAUAUAUAUACCUGUCACAAAUGCAUAUAUCUCAGUGUUGCUUUAUUGUCAAUGCAAUAGUAAGUUAUUCAUCAUACGUUCCCCAUGAUUUCACGUUGGAUUGCAGAAUUCUACUUACUGUAACCUAUACCUGAAUAGUGUUUUGAUGCCUUCAUCUUGUUACCUAUUAUUCAAUUAUAGGGCCUUUUUCCACAGGUCAUGGCAGUUGUUUUUAUUGUUCCUCAUUGGUUAUUGUAUCUAAUGUCUUAAUAAGCAGUAGUCUUAAUUUAUACUUUAUAGCUACACUAUUUUUAUAUUGCAAAUGAUAGCUUCAGUUUUUUUUUUCCUGUCAAAAUCACAGCGCUGUGCAAUGUUCUUGAAAUAUAUUACCCACUGUAGUACAUGCUCUGUUAAUAAAACUAGCUCAAAUUAA
Messenger RNA from Conger conger (European conger), 5829 nucleotides. RefSeq names its product zinc finger protein 618-like. Gene Ontology annotation, molecular function: protein dimerization activity. The transcript has 14 exons. The record is from RefSeq and is a predicted model, not a curated record. Bases 109 to 2724 code for a protein of 871 amino acids. Lineage: Eukaryota; Metazoa; Chordata; Actinopteri; Anguilliformes; Congridae.